This is a messenger RNA of Synchiropus splendidus (mandarinfish), 1784 nucleotides long. Its product is annotated as leucine-rich repeat-containing protein 17-like. NCBI's taxonomy places the organism in Eukaryota, Metazoa, Chordata, Actinopteri, Syngnathiformes, Callionymidae. Bases 265 to 1662 code for a protein of 465 amino acids. The record is from RefSeq and is a predicted model, not a curated record. The transcript is spliced from 7 exons. Gene Ontology annotation, molecular function: protein binding.
AAGGAGUGCACAGACUGGCUGCCAGAGCCAGCAGCAGACACGUGCUGCAGGAGGACCCAUUGGAUUUACUUUUUUUUUUUUUCUCUCCUCAUACGGACCUGAUUUACUGACCUGAAUACAGCCUGAGAGGUUGAGGUGGAUGAGAUUGGGGAAGCCUUUUUCUGUGUUCAGGACCAGGAGCAGCUGUUUCUUCUAAAAUCGUAGUAGUGUCCUUUAAAGAGAGUUUCUUCACCUUACCAUAAACACUAUCUCAAAGGCCCCAGGAUGCGAUCGACCCCCUUGCUGCUCUUUGUCUCGCUGCUGCUGCUGCUUAUGGUUCCACUCAGUGAGCUGAAGAAACCCGGUAAAGGCCGCGGCCUCAAGGGAGCGAGGCACAAACUCACCCGGGACAGGGUUCGAACUCAAGGGCGUCACAGCAGGUCCAGCUCUGCAAGACGUCUUGCGCCUGACUGCACAGAAUCCACAGAGUCAGGAGGUUUCUUUGUGGACUGUCAGGAACAUCACCUUACCUCCAUCCCUGCUGCACAGGUUUGGUCCAAAGAACCAAAGCAUCUCCUUCUAGCCCGAAACCGGAUAAAAGCCCUGCGUGACAAUGCCUUCUCAGGGUACGAGGCUUUAAUCAGUCUGGACUUGCAACAGAACCAAAUCUUUUUAGUGGAAGAAGGAGCUUUCCAGGGUCUGAAACACCUGACAACACUGCUACUGCAGCACAAUCGUCUGACCACACUGACCGAGGAGACCUUUCUCCCGUUGCUCAACUUAAGAUACAUGCGCCUGCACGACAACCCCUGGACGUGUCUCUGCACAAUGGACGGCUUCAUCCGUACCCUACAAGUACCAAGCAAUCGAUAUCUAGGGAACCAUGCUCGGUGCGACGAGCCCCUGGUGCUUAAAGGACGGAAGUUGAAACAGAUCGAUCCAGAUUUGCUUUGCAGGCAGGAGAAUGCGACAAGCGGUUCAGCCACCAACCAAACAUCUGCGACAGGCCCAGCACAGCCCGUUCCUUUUCGAUCCAAACCUGAUGCCACCACAUCCUGCCACACUUAUCUCUUCCCGCAAGUACGCAUGGACUGCAGGAACCGAGGCCUGACUGAAGUUCCAACGGGAAUCCCAGCUGAGGCCGUCCACAUCGACUUGUCCAACAACAAGAUCAGCCACCUAAAACCCAGAGACUUUCAGGGAGCCAAAAGCUUGAAAACACUGAACCUGAGCAGCAACAGCAUGGAGCGUCUGGAAACUGCUUCUUUGUUUGGCCUCCUGCACCUCCGCGAGCUGGAUCUGUCUAACAACAACCUUCACUUUAUCCAGCACGGGGUUCUGGAAGACCUGUACUUCCUGUCACAGCUGACACUCGAGGGGAACCCUUGGGUGUGUGACUACAGCAUUCACUACAUGGUCUACUGGCUGCGUCUGCAUCCUGGGGUGAGACACUCUGGUCUGCGGUGUCGCUCGCCGAUUGAACAUGUGGGAGAACGUGUGGAGCUCUACGUCAACUCUUACAACCGAGAUUGUCCCCAAGACCGACAACCUAGUCCACCAGAGAGCAGCCAGACAGACUCUGAGCCGUGGAACACACCUCAGGAGCUGCAGGGAGAACAGGAGGAACUAGAACCCAGCCACUUGAAGAUGCCACGGAAGUAUGAGCUCAUCCAACUGUUUUGAACUUCAGCAUCUUUUGACUCCCUCGUUUUUCUCUUGUUACUAAUACUAAAUGAUCUGUAUCAGAUGUAGAGUAUCCUGUCAUUGUGUCCUAUGUUUGUCAAAGAUGUUUACUAAGUAUAAAA